Molecule: messenger RNA, 2340 nt
Organism: Corythoichthys intestinalis (scribbled pipefish)
Lineage: Eukaryota; Metazoa; Chordata; Actinopteri; Syngnathiformes; Syngnathidae
Gene: rad51d
Product: RAD51 paralog D
Exons: 11
Coding region: 161-1153 (330 amino acids)
Biological process (GO): DNA strand invasion; double-strand break repair via homologous recombination; telomere maintenance
Cellular component (GO): Rad51B-Rad51C-Rad51D-XRCC2 complex; centrosome; replication fork
Molecular function (GO): ATP binding; single-stranded DNA binding; four-way junction DNA binding
Source: RefSeq, a predicted model, not a curated record
UUCUCCAAAUAAGUACUUUAUACAAUAUAGUGACGUCACCAGGCGGUAAACUUCCCCCUAGCGAACUUCAUAAAUGCUACAAACACAAGCACGCUAGCUCGAGAAAUGAGCUUUUUUCACACUUGCGACUCAAUAUUUCUCAGAUUUUUUAUUUUUAUUCAUGGUGCUAUUGCGAGAAGGGAUGUGCCCUGGACUGGAUCAAGAUUUGGUUCGUCGUUUGCGAGACGUUCACGUCAAAACAGUGGAAGACUAUGUCUCGUCGGACAUCGAGGACCUUGCACGAAAAUGUUCGGCGUCAUAUACGGCUCUGAUGGCCAUCCGCAGGGUGCUGCUAGCCCAGCACGCCGCCUUUCCUGUGUCGGGGGCCGACCUCUAUGAUGAGCUCCUUAGUUCCUCCGCCAUCCUCGCCACCGGAAACCCUGACCUGGACACGUUGCUUGAUUCUGGCGUGUACACGGGUGAGAUCACAGAGCUGGCGGGAGGGCCUGGAAGUGGAAAAACUCAAGUGUGUAUGGGCCUAGCGGCGACCGUGUCGCACCGCCUGAAGCAAAACGUGAUUUAUGUGGACACCACAGGGGGGCUUACAGCAGGGCGUCUGCGCCAAAUGCUACAAAGCCAGACAAGUAGCCACGACCAGCAGAUGGAAGCUCUCCAGAGGAUCACCGUCUACCGUGCGUUUGACGUCUUCUCGCUGCUCGACUGUCUGUACCGUCUCAGCGCCAACGGCGGCAGGCUUCGGCAGGCGUGCGGCAGCUGCGUUAAGGCACUGAUCGUGGACUCCGUGUCGGCCGUCAUCGCACCUCUGCUUGGAAGCAAAUAUCAGGAAGGCAUGUUAAUGAUGAACCAAGUAGCAAUCUCCCUCAAAACCAUGGCCAAGGAUUUCAACUUAGCUACUUUGGUGACCAAUCACGUGACGCAGAAUGACGAGGGCGAGGUGCAGCCUGGCCUAGGGGUGUCAUGGAGUCACGUUCCCAGAACCAGAGUCCUCUUGGAGCGACUUCCUGACGCCGACCGACCCACUCUGCGAUCCGUCACCCUCGUCAAGUCAUCCAGGCAGCCGUGUUUGUUACGGGCCGAGUUGGACCUUCAAUGGUGGAGUCACUCCGAUUCCGAGGCGUCGAGAAAAACAGAGUUGGACAGAGGAAAUUCCUGACAAAUGAUGACCUUAAAAAGGACUCUGGCAGGGAGCCACCACCCGCCUUUUGCGGAUGCACUCCCAGAUCCAGCUGGGCGACACCCGCUGGGCCCGGCCUCUGUCCCCCUCUUCAUCAUCAUCAUCGGCGGCACCUAUGGCGUGAGUGGCCGAGGCGCCGUCGUAGUCACCGACUAGGUCACCGUCGUACGCCACAAAGUAGCGACGCAGCUUGGCGAAGUCUUCCACGUCACGCGACAGGAAGAGUUUGAUGCCGCUGAAGAUGUCCAGCAGUGUCUGCGCGAACACAGACCAAUGAUGAAAGACGGCAAUAGAAAUCCACAUUGUUAACAUGGCGUCAACGGACCUCGUCAUUUUUAGACUCCAGCAUCUGCGGAGGACGAAGAGGCGCUGGCGUCGCUGUCUUGGCGUGGCCGUUGCUCUGCACACUUUCGCUCUUUCUCACCUGUGAAAAAAUAAUAAAACAUCCAAAUAGAUGUUUAACUUGACAGUUGUGAAGUCUGAUUUGCUACCUUCUUGGGAGCGGGAGAUUGCAGAGCGGGCGAGCUUGGCUCCGAUUUCACCGCCUUGCGUUUGGCCGGGGCACCGUUACCUGUGGAGAUGUGGAGUUGAUAAGUAUAUAAACGCUCUAAAGGGUUAAGUAUGUAUGCAAUGCACAUAUGGUGGAUAUGAUAGGUCUGCGCACCGCUCAGUGUCAUCUAGUUGUAUUUUCCACUCACUUGUCUUUUUGCUUUCCCGCGAUGUAGAUGAUGACGGCGGGGCGGGCGAGUUCCCUCCACUGUCACCUCCUGACGAGCCCUUGUCUUCGCCAGACGGUCCCGCCGUCACUUGGAAGUCGCAGUUCUCCUUGGAGAUGCGAUACAGCUCCUGAGGCGACAACGCGACAAUAAGGACCAGCAAAAAUGUGAUCAAGAAGAUGCGAUAGCACCGGUGACGCACUUUAAGCUGGUGAAGGUUGGUGGCGCUUUUCCAGUCUUUGUCGUCGCGGAUGCGCGUCAUACGAGGGAAACGGAUGGAGAUGCCGUCCGCUGUGUGCAUCUCUGACUUGGAGAAUUCGGCGCCGGUGAUCUCCCACACGGGUGCGUGCUGCCACCAAAAACAAAAGGAUUGAGAAAACCAAAAACAGAUGAUGGUGCCUAGAGGCGUGCGAAAUUUCCGCUUCUUAGAUUAUUCGCGAUUCGGCCGUG